Rhagoletis pomonella (apple maggot) is the source of this 1544-nucleotide messenger RNA. RefSeq lists its product as uncharacterized. The coding region runs from base 593 to 1081 and encodes 162 amino acids. The transcript has 4 exons. Gene Ontology annotation, biological process: septate junction assembly. NCBI's taxonomy places the organism in Eukaryota, Metazoa, Arthropoda, Insecta, Diptera, Tephritidae. The record is from RefSeq and is a predicted model, not a curated record.
GCAUUCGGUAUUCGCAAUUGGAAUUGGACAGUACGCUGGUAGGGUAGGCGCACAAGCGAAGCUAUUAACGGUGUAAAGUGUAAAAAACGGAUAAGUGUUGAGUUUGGUUUGAAGACAAAAAAACUGUAAAUGCAAACAUACAUAUGUACAUAUGUAUACAUAAGUGCACAAACACAUACAACAUGUAAAGGAGUUUGUUUGGAAAGCAACAAAAAGUGUAAAGUAGAGGGCGUGAGAAGAAAAAAAAAACGAGAAGCCGAAACUAAAAAAACGCUGACGUAGACAGAAAUGCAGUGCGCGCGCAAAGAAAACUAAAAUGCAUAUAGUGAAAUAUAAAAAUAUUAAAUUUCAAUAAAAUAAAGUGCCAUGAUUUGCAAAUAAAAGAAAUCUCAACAAAUUCUGUAUUCAGUUAACUAACUAAAACUCGUUGACUAACCAGUACAACAACAGCUUGCAAGUCGCCAGUCACAGUCACGCUAAUUAUAGCGCACUUGUACAACAACAGUAAUAACAACACAAACACAUUGAUUCUGUCUAAGCUGUUCUCGCACCGACGUUUUAAAAACAUCUAAAAUAAAUCUCACGCGUAGAGAUGACACCAGCGGAGGACGCCACCUACACGACCAGUAGCGGCUCGAAGCGUGCCAGUUACUCGCUGAUUGGCAUUAAAAUACUGGAACUAGCACUUGUCGUCGUCUGCAUCGGCCUCAUCGAUGAGCCAUCCACGCACUCACAUCUGCGCAUCUUCAUAACGCCGCGCGUUGUUGCGCUCUGCUAUGUAACCUUUGGCAGCCUCAUCAUUUAUUCGUCAAUUUACUUAAUUAUGGCAUUGUUCGGCGAUAUCACCCCUUGGCGCACUUCGGUUUUAUGGUCUUUAGUUGGCUUCAUUCUCCUCAUUGCUGCGACGGCGAUGCUCUUCCGCGAUUGGUCCACCACAAAGGAACGCAACUAUUGGCAUCCGAAUAUGCAACGGCUUGACCUAGUCUUGGGUGCUGCCUCAGUUUCAUUGGUUACCACGCUCAUCUAUUUGGUGGAUUUGUUGGCCAUAAUACGUUUUGGCAUUAGUGGUGAGCUGGAGUAAACGCGUAGGGAUGAUCGAUUGUUUGAGCUAUCGACUGUAUGGGAAAGCCGAUGCCUCCUGUACGGGGUUCACCUUAAUGCUGUAAUAUUUACAGAAACGAGCGAGUAUAUUUUUUAUUGUAAUGUGUUUUAUUAAUAACUUCUUUUAAAGGAAAUAACUGCAAUAAUUUUAUGUUGAAUACAUAGUAUUAAGCUCAAUGUAUGUAUUUUUUUCGUUGGUAUUUUCACUUAUACAAACAUACACAAUAAUAAUGUUAUUAAGCGCAAUCGAAUAUAUGUAUGUAUCAUUUGCCAUGGGGAAGUUUUUUUCAAAAUGUACAAAAAAUGCAAUUAUUAAUAUUGAGUAUCAAAUAAGAAUAUGUCAAAUAUGUAUUUGCUCAAAUACACUUUUCAUUACAACAAAUUAUUUAGUUACUUACAUACUAAGGGCAAAUUUGAAAUAAAUCACUUUUUUAAUAUAACGA